This is a messenger RNA of Scleropages formosus (Asian bonytongue), 4278 nucleotides long. RefSeq names its product solute carrier family 22 member 16 (gene slc22a16). Bases 63 to 1790 code for a protein of 575 amino acids. Lineage: Eukaryota; Metazoa; Chordata; Actinopteri; Osteoglossiformes; Osteoglossidae. Gene Ontology annotation, molecular function: transmembrane transporter activity. The transcript has 8 exons. Gene Ontology annotation, biological process: transmembrane transport. The record is from RefSeq and is a predicted model, not a curated record. Gene Ontology annotation, cellular component: membrane.
UGGAGCUCCGGCUUCAGCGCGCGCUCUCAGUGCCUCGGGUCCGACUGGCGCGUGCGACCACCAUGAAGUACGUCGAGCGCGUGUUCGAGCGCCUGGGACACUUCAGGAGGUUCCAGGCCUGUCUGUACUUCGCCGCCGUCUUCCAGGCCGUCGCCUGCGGGAUCCACUACCUGUCCUCCGUCUUCCUGGUGGCCACGCCCAAGUUCCUGUGCGGCGCCCCGGACAACAUCACCGAGGUGCUGUACGGGAACCGCAGCGCUUCCUCCCUGGACGACGUGUGGCCCCACUGGGCCCCUGGCAACGGCCCCGUUGUGGUGCGCACGGCCGGCGGCGACCACUGGGAGCUGAGCCAGUGCCGGAGGGCCCUGCGCAUCAACGGCUCCGGGUUCGAGUACCACUUCAACGGCAGCAAGACGGUGCAGGCCUGCGGGGGGCGCUUCAGCUACGACAGCAGCGAGGUGCAGCAGAGCAUCGUGACCGACUGGGACCUGGUGUGUGAGAAGGAGUGGAUGGCCAAGCUGUGCCAGCCCACCUUCAUGCUCGGGGUGCUCAUCGGGGCCCUCGUCUUCGGGGACAUCGCCGACAGGUUUGGGAGGCGACCCAUCCUCAUGCUCACCAGCCUGUGCCAGUUCUGCUUCGGCAUCGGCGUGGCUUUCACAGGAAACUACUACUCCUUCUCUGCGAUCCGUUUCCUGCUGGCCAUGGUGUCCAGCGGCUACCUGGUGGUGGUGUUCGUCUACGUGACGGAGUUCACGGGAAUCAAGGUGCGCACGUGGACCUCCAUGCACGUGCACGCCGCCUUCGCCGUCGGCGUCAUGGUGGUGGCGCUCGUGGGCUACCUGGUGCGGGUCUGGUGGCUCUACCAGGUGGUGCUGUCGCUCAGCACCCUCCCCUUCCUGCUCGUCUGCUGGAAGCUUCCCGAGACGCCCUUCUACCUCCUGGCCAAAGCCCGGUACCGGGAGGCCCAGGACCUGCUGGAUCUGAUGGCUCGCUUCAACGGCGUGGCCCGCGUCAGCGUCUCGGACCUGGUGGAGCCGGGAACCGGCGCCGCCCUGGUGGACGGGGGGUCCGGGGCCACGCGGGAGACCCCCGAGCACAAGCUGAGCAUCCUGGACCUGUUCUGCAGCUGGAGGAUGACGGUCAGGACCCUGACCGUGUGGGCGGUGUGGUUCACCGGCAGCCUGGGCUACUACGUCUUCUCCCUGGGCUCCAUCAACCUGGGGGGGAACCAGUACGUCAACCUCUUCCUGGCAGGUGCCGUGGAACUGCCCUCGUACAUGGUGGCCUGCUUCGCCAUAGAUAGGCUGGGCCGAAGGAAGACCUCUGCCUCGGCGCUGCUGCUGGGAGGCCUGGUCUGCAUGCUCAUCAUCGUCGUGCCCACGGCUGUGGACGCCCUCGCCAUCUUCCUGAGCAUGACGGGAAAGUUUGCCGUCGCCAUCGCCUUCGGCAUCAUCUACCUGUACUCCUGCGAGCUGUACCCGACCGUUAUCAGGUCGUUGGCUGUCGGCAGUGGGAGUAUGAUGUGCCGCAUCGGCAGCGUGGUGGCGCCGUUCUGCGUUUACCUGUCCGACAUCUGGAUUUACCUGCCGCAGCUCAUCGUGGGUGUUUUGGCCUUCACCGUUGGCCUGCUGACCCUCCUGCUGCCGGAGACCCUCGGGAAGCCACUGAUGUCCACGCUGCAGGAAGCUGAGGCCUUGACCUCCUCCACCGGCAGGCAGCAGACGCAGAGAAAGGAGCCAGAGGAAAGCAGGGAGCUGAAGGCCACGAUGCCCAGUGGCCUGAAAGUGUGAACCUGGACAGCCUUCCAGACCGUGCCCAGUGUGUAUGCUCUUUGCUUGAAUUUAAUUUUCCGGUUUGCACCCCUUUCCUGCAUUCUUUAGUCAUGACGGGUUACCCAAAUCUUAGUCUGCCCAAGGAAGCGUGGCACCCGCCAGCUCCGGGCACGCUCCUCUAUGAAUGUGCACAAUUGGACACCGUUGGAGAAGUGACAUUUGGAGAACAUGCAGUUCCAGGGCCAUCCUCUAGGUGUCACUGUGGGCGGUGAGGGGGAGGGAAACCCGCAGCAGUUUGUUGAGGACGUCGCACGUGCCGAGCUUUUUAACUAGUAGCAGCAACAUCUUUCUGACAUUCUGCGGCUGAGGGUGAGUGGGAGUUCUGGCUAAUUUCGAUAGGGUAGUUCCUGUAUUGCCCCCUAGAGGCGGGAGGGUUCUCUACGCCGCAGCGCUACACCUCGGGGUUUUAGGUGGAUCAUUCCGCACGGAUGAACUCCGUGGGAGUUUUGAUGAUUUGAGGAUGUGAUUUUCGUGUUCGGUCACCUGACAGCCAGGCAGGAAUACUCCCGGCACCCGGGCUUUUACUAUUGCCCCUUACUAGUGGCUCACACACCAAAUGAACAGGGCACAAUGUGUGUAUGGCACACAGCGAGAUGUGAAAGCUUAUGUGGUGUAUGUGCAUAUGACUCUGUUGCGCUGCUGUGUGUGUGCAAAUUCGGGUGCCUGAAGAUGUCACAUGAACCUGGAAGUGGAUCUUCCCUCCUCUGUUUCGGGUCACACUUGUGACGUUGCCAUGGUAACAGCUUUGGUCGUCUCUGGAUCUGAGCUCAGGUCUAAUUGAAGUCCAUCUCGCCCAGAGACUCUCUGUACUUUCUUUGCUUCUCAGGGCAAGUUUCACGAUCUGAAAUGAAUGAAAGUGCUGACAUUAAGGAACUUGAUAUUUUUAAAUAAUUAGCAAGCAUAAAAUUUGUCGUUUUAUGUAUUAGACGGUCAUCUUAUAUUGAUUUUUAUGGUCUCAUAAAUUAGGUUAUACUUAAUCUCAUAUUGAUUUGUAUACUCUUAUAGAUUAGACUAUAUACAGUCUAAUAUGGAUUUGUAUGGUCUCGUAUAUUAGAUUAUAUAUAAUCUCAUAUUGAAUUCCACCUCUACUUACUACAUGGGUGUUAUGCUGCUGUCUGUCUACCCAAGAUUCACAUAUGAAGGUUUUACCUGCUCCCACCUCUUUUAUUUCUCUGAUGGACAGAAUCGUGCUGCUUUCGACUCCUUUUCCGUGCUUCAUGUUCUCGCACACUUACACCAUCUUUUACGCUACCUUUCACACUGCACUGUUGCCGAAAUGUGUCACCCGGCACAUCGCCAGCACAUCUGGAAACAGAGGUGCUCGGUGACUGGAUCCAAUUUUCAGUUGCUCUCUUGUUGAUUUCAUUGUUGAAGUCAAGAAAUGGAAAUCCCUGCAUAUACUGUAGGAUUCACUCGAUGUGUUCUAGAAUGUUCCUUCGGGAAUGUACAGGUACUGAUGUUUUGGACCAAAGAGGUUCCCGAGAUCCAGGUUUAGGUUUUUCACAUGGUCGAAAAAGACAGAAUAGCCAUGGAAUGGGACUGUGGUGAGAAUGUUACACUUAGAAAGGUUAAAUGCUGUAAACAUUUUCGUUUCUGCUUGUAGGGUUAUAAAUAGUGAGCGUUAUGACGCGCUGGUGAGUGUUUGUCUUGUGUUCGGUUUUCGUUUAACCGGAGAAAAGCAGGUUACACACCUUCCCUUAAUAUGAGUCUGCAAAAAACAUCUAUGUGAAUGAUCUAAAGAAGUUCGAGGGGUUUUAGAGAUAAUGAAAUGAUGACAUUGUGUGUUCGUUUCAGUUAUUCUUCAAAUCUUGCACACACACGCACACAGAGCCCAUAUUCCAUUACAGAAAUGCUCCUGACCCUCUGCAGCUGAAACUGGGUUAUUUUUAUUUGCACGUAAAGGGUGCAUAGAGGUUGUAAGGAAACUCUGAACCUCGGGUAUGUGAGCUCACUGGCGCCCCCUGUCCCCACCUCCAUCUCCUUCCUCCCCCAUCUCCUGCCCCGCAGCUCAUCUACACUUCAAACUUAGUCAGCUGCUCAGUGGUUCGAGUUUCUGCGCUACACCACUUCCCUCUCCUUUUGGUACCGGGGUCGUUGCCCUCAUCACUCACAUGUCCCGCUACCCCCUGGGGAGGCCCCAGCGUGGCCACAGAUCAUCUCUCCCCACGACACGACGCACAUCGUAUGUUUUCGUUAUAUGGGGAACGACACAAACCUGAGGUUGCAGUCAUUACAGCUAAAGGUGACACAACAAGCGACCAAUCACGAAAAGGCAAUGACUUUCUCGCACCUGUGAUCGUCCCACGUUUCGCUGCCUUCCACGCUAAGGAAGCGGCGUUAACACAGCUCCAGUGUCGGUCUUUCUCUCUAAGGCUCCAUUCAUAAACUGCUGUUGUCAUAUGUUAAAAAUCUGGAAAAAAAAAAAAAAAAAAAACGUGAAAAAUUG